Fusarium subglutinans is the source of this 1635-nucleotide messenger RNA. RefSeq names its product killer toxin subunits alpha beta. Gene Ontology annotation, molecular function: hydrolase activity, hydrolyzing O-glycosyl compounds; chitin binding. The record is from RefSeq and is a predicted model, not a curated record. NCBI's taxonomy places the organism in Eukaryota, Fungi, Ascomycota, Sordariomycetes, Hypocreales, Nectriaceae. Bases 1 to 1635 code for a protein of 544 amino acids. Gene Ontology annotation, biological process: carbohydrate metabolic process. The transcript has 7 exons.
AUGUCUUUUUCUCGUCGGCUUGUUGCCGCUGGGCUUCUCUGUGCUUCAGUGGCCAAGGGCUUGGACCUUGACACUUUUACUGGUCAAGCUCAAGUUCUUGGCCGUCAACGAGAGAUGAUCCUGAACCAGCAACAAGGAAAAAAUGAGGUAAAGCCCAUGCGAAUGAUGGCUGAGCCAGAGGCAGACGAUUCAGAUGGGAAAUGCACCAAGAAAAAAGGCUGCAAGCUCGGCUGCUGUGGCCCUCUUGAUAAGGAAGGUUUCGGGAUCUGUGGUACUGGUCCCAAGUUCUGUGGUACAGACUGCACCUCAGAGUGUGACUACAAGUCAGAAUGCGACCCAGGCGGUUGGGGCCUUAAAUACUCCAACUUCACAACCUGUCCACUCAACGUCUGCUGUAGCGACUAUGGCUUUUGCGGCACCUUAUCCAGCUAUUGCAAAGGCAAGACCGUGGCUUCACCCAAGUGCGACAAAGCCAAGCACUCUUCUGAUAAGAGAACCAUUGGCUACUAUGAGGGCUGGAACUACCAAAGGCCCUGCGGUAACAUGGAGCCUGAGGAUAUCCCUCUCGGGUACUACACUCACAUUAAUUUUGCCUUCGCUCUGGUCAAUCCUGACACAUAUCGUCUUGAUCCUAUGGACAAAGGAACAGCUUCUCGUUACGGAAGGGUGUCAGCACUGAAACAGCAGCAGGAUGGCCUGGAGGUAUGGAUUGCCAUUGGAGGGUGGGCUAUGAACGAUCCAGGAAAGUAUCGAACUGUCUUCUCAGAUCUGGCCAAGUCUGAGAAGAAGCAGGAUGCGUUCUUUGAUUCGCUCAUCACUUUCCUGCAACGGUAUGACUUCGAUGGCGUCGAUCUCGACUGGGAAUACCCGGUUGCAGAGGAUAGAGGUGGCGUUGAAGAAGAUUUCGAGAACUAUGUCAAUCUUUUGGAGCGCCUGAGGAAGCGUCUCAAUUCUUCCGGCCGCAAGUAUGGCUUGACCUUGACACUGCCAGCGUCAUAUUGGUAUCUCAAAGGAUUUGACAUUGUCAAUAUGGAAAAGUACCUUGACUGGUUCAACAUCAUGACAUAUGAUAUCCAUGGGGUUUGGGACGAAAACAUCGAGUCUCUGGGUCCCUACGCCCAUGCGCAUACUAACCUCACCGAGAUCCAGCAGGGCCUCGAACUUCUUUGGAGAAACAACAUCAAUCCCGAACGGGUUGUCAUGGGACUUGGCUUUUAUGGUCGAAGCUUCACCAUGAAGAGCGCCAAUUGUCUCGACGCUGGUUGCGAGUUCAGCGAAGGCGCUAAGGGCGGAGAGUGCACCGGGACCAAGGGAGUUCUCUCAGCCAGCGAGAUCAACAAGAUCAUCAAGAAUGGAGGCAAGAUGAAGCUUGAUGAGGAAGCGGCCGUACAGAUAGUUACUUGGGACUCGAAUCAGUGGGUCUCAUGGGACGAUGCAAAGACCCUCAAGAUGAAGCUUGACUACGCCAAUGAGAAUUGUCUUGGAGGUACCAUGGUCUGGGCCAUAGACUUAGAUGACGGAACAUUGAUUGAGGCUCUCAGAAAAGGAAUGAAGCGCAAGAAGUCCAGUGUCAGCCCGCCGCAGAAAGUGGUAUCCUGUUUUGGAAGUGGAAAUAUUGAUAAGGAUGAGUUGUAA